AAUCAUCGUCCGGUGUCGGGAUCGUCUUUUUGGAGCGAGUUGCCGUGCGCAAGCUCUGCUCGAGAGACGAACGUAUCCGAUGGAAAGUCUUGGGCGCAGACUCGGGUACUGUAGCCUUGAUAGUCGCACUGGGAUUUUGGAAUGUUGAACGAGAGGAGGAUGCUCCGGGUGUCGCGGAGGAUUUGGACGGUGUACGGUGAGAGGGGAGGCUGGGCCAACCGACGAACGAAAACGGUGGGCGAGGGCGCGCGAGUAUGCAAAGAGAGACUCGAUCGGAUCAGCCUGUAGACGACAUGAGUUGAUAACAGUAAGUAAAUGGCCAGUUGGGGAGCGACGUAUGGGAAGGAGACGAGUCGUUAGGCCGUUUGGAGAAAGUGUUACUAACUGGGAUAAGUGGGCUCUAUUAGCGGCGGGGUGACGGUCCGUCUUGCGCGUGGAACUCUUCUAAAGAACUGCCGACCGGGCUGAACGAUGGCUCUAGGUUGAUUGACCUGACCAGUGGAAGGCCCGCAGAUUCGAGCACUCCCUGACCCUCGACAAUAUAUUCCCGGGCCCCGUGAGCGUUCAAUGAAGGAAUGACGGGUGAGCUGGCAGCGCCGCGGUCCGGGACAGGCGGCACAACGCUCAGCUUACUGGCUGUCGGAAAGAAGCUGCCUCAGCCGUGCUUCCCCAAUUGGAACUUCGACCACUCGGAGCUGAUCACAGAGGCUUUGAUCCGUGAUCCUGGCCGCGACCGGUCAAGAUAUUGAAUAUGAAUAUAUUCAGCCUGGCUUGACCAAUACGCUUGGACUGGGCUCGGAGGCACUUGCAGUCAGGACCCGCGACAUAAAGAAGUGAAAUUGGUGGAAUUUACAAAUGCAGUCUGAGACAUGACGAGCCCAUGACGCAUAUGCCGACUGCCGUUUGGACAGGAAGGCACACACGGGUCCCGCCACAGGAUGCAGCAAUCUAUCUCAUGUACCGAACGUCUCCUCUCCAGAACACUGAGCUGAUAACGCCAGUCCGGCUGCAGGCCAGCCCUCGGUCAGCACAGUCAGCAGAUCCAACACGUGUGUGUCAAAUUGCCUAUCCAACACGACGAAGCAGAUUUCGAAGCAGCAGAAGCUUCCGCCUGUGAUUGCGCUUGAUGAUGCAGGCUAUCCACGUACAUGCGCCCGCACCCGUCUUCGAGCGCAAAGCCCUCCACUGGAGGCCCCAAAAAACACGCCUCAGGGCUCGUCCGCAUCUCAGAGCUUGCUCACCUUAUCACACUGGUGUGCAGAAAUUCAGGCCUCGGAAAACGUCGGAGAAUCAACCGAUUGCUUCGCAUCAACAACCGGCAUAUGCAUAUGCACAAUAGAUGGCUCACUCGGUCCGAAAGAGGAUCAGAUUCGUUGUAAGAUCGGAACCGCGAUAAGUCUCCUCUGUUCACAGGAAUCAGAGAUUGAGUGCAUGACGAGUAUGAAUCCUCGAAAUAGCUACCAGAUUCGGAUACUUGAUCGGCCUUUACACGUGACUCAGUGUGCAAUUGUUUAGUCACAUAGUCACGAGCAACCGAUCGGACUUUGAAACGCUCCUUGACUCUGACGACAUCGUCAACAACGACGAUGAGCACACGCGCGCGGACCCGGGCGGCGUCCAACAUCAAGACCGCAGUCUCUAAAUCUGACACCAAAACAAGAUCUUCUGUGAAGCUAGAAAACGAGACUGUCCUGCUGUCCUCGAAAUCAAAAUCAAAACACGUCAAAUCGGCCGUUCUCUUUUGUCUGUGCAGAAAAGGCGACGAUGGUUCUCCGAUGGUCAACUGCAGCGAGUGCGAUGAAUGGUACCACUUCUCAUGUGUUGACUUGGGUGAAGAGGUUGCCAACGAUAUCAAUGUGUACAUCUGCCCCCCUUGUGCUUCAACGACCGGUCUACGAACAGUCAUGUUAUGGGAAGGCCCUGAGGCCGUCGAAGAGGUCGGUGGGGACAAACCGACACAUACUGCAAAGAAACCAAGAGUGACACCACUGGUGGUCGAGGAACGCCAGUCAGACGAGUCAGGGGACGAGGGCAGCGAGGACGAGUAUGUUGCAGAGAGAACCAAGCCGAGCAAGCGCCGAACGCGACGACUUUCUUUCUCUGAGGACUCCGAAUCUGAAGCUUCUGGCACGGAGAAAAAGCACAGACGCAUUCGCAAAGCUGGGUCUCCGACAGUCGCACCCAAAAGUGGUGUCAAGCGCAAGGCUGCGCCCAGGAGCACCGCUGCCCCACCCAGCAAACGCAAACGAGAGUCAUCCUCUGAUGCGAAUGACGAUCCCGCGCGCGCAUUUGUCUCAAGAAACGAGCUUAACGACGAAGAGAAGACGAAAGUCGAGCAAGAGGCUAAGCUUUUCGCUGUUGAACUGGAACGAUGCUUGUAUGAGACCUACUCCGAGUUCGAUAAGCAAGGCCGACCGUCGGCGGGUGCCAGUUACAAGGAUCGCUUUCGGAUGUUGCAGUUCAAUCUCAGCAAGGAAGACCGUACGGUGUUGCACAGACGCAUAGCAUCGGGAGAUAUUAGUCCUAAGGAGAUAUCUCUGAUGUCCACGACUGAUCUAGCGAAUGAACAGACGAAGGAAUCGAUCAAGUUGGCGGAGAAAGAGGCACUGGAGCACUCCAUCCUGGAGAAGACGCUUGUGCCGCGUGCCAAAAUAACGCACAAGGGAUUGGAGGAUAUUGAAGUGGACAGUGUAGUUCUGUCUCGCGAGCGGGAAGCAGAGAGACAGCGGGAGCAGGAGGAAAGACGGCAAAGAGAGCUAGAGGCACGACAGCGAGUUCGGACUGCAUCGAUGUCUAUGCCUCCGGAGUCUCCGAUCACGCCCAUAACUGGGAAUUGGAUGGAUGUGCCGCGUAAUUUGCCGUCGAUGCCUGAGGCGCCAGAGACUGCGCUAGGGCCAGACGCGAACGAAAUGAGUGCAGAGCCAGAAAUGAACCUUGCGGACUUGAUCAAUAUCGACGAUGAAUUGGGGCCAGUGGAGGCCACAGCCAACCCACCUGUCGAAUCCAUAGUGGGUGAGGCUGUCGUUGCGCCGACGCUGUCGCCGACAGGCAACUCUCCCUUCGCCAACAACACACCCUCUUUCGAUCUCGACGCACUAUGGACGGAACCAAAUCCGACCGGUUCUGUAGCUUCACCUCCAGCGACCGACGAUCGAACUGACGAUGCGAUGGAAGUCGACAACGAGCCGGACGACAAGGACUUUGAUAUGUUCUUGGAGGAGAAGGAUCCCUCUGAAUCUCUCUUGGCUGCAUUUGAAGCAAAACCCCAGGUCUGGACUGGCAAGAUAUGCAUGCCCAUCGACUCGACGAUCCCUCAAGAAACACGAGUGGCUGCGCGUCAGAUCGGUGGCCGUCAAAUUGACCACGACUCUCUUCUAUGGAAAACGCUGUUCCCGACCGAUCUGCUCCGGAUCGACGGCCGGGUUCCGACGGACAAGUCAGCGCAGUUUCUUCUGCAGACCAGAAUGAACUCGUCCAAGGAACUAGUCGCCGCCUCUUUCUCACCCGUAUCCGAAGACGGCGACUCUGGCUUCCAGACAUUGAUGGACUUCUUGAUCGCUAAAGGGCGACACGGACUUGUAUUUCCUUGGGGAAGCCGCCCGAAGGACUACCACCCGGGGAAAGAGCUCUACAUGGUUCCCCUGCUCUCCAGCGACGCGAUUCCGGACUUUAUGGAAGUCCUGGACAACUUCAGCCUGCCCACCGUUCGAACGAGCAACUACCUGAUCGGGAUAUGGGUGCUCAACAAAAACAAACUGGCCACACCGCCACCCAUGCCUCCGCCUGUCAUGACCCCGGCACCUCCCGCUUUCCCACCGCCGGCGAUCAUGGAACCCUCUACUUUGGCGUUCGAGGUGGCUGCGCUCACACCGGAGCAGGUCCGCCUCAUGCUCCAGACGUUGACCAACACAUCCCUCAACCCAGCUCCAGUCCCAGUGCCACAGCCACCACAGCCACAGCCACAAUGGGGAACUGGGUAUCCCGCACCGCCACCGCCACCCCCUCAUUAUGGUCAGCAGGGCCAGUAUGGCUACCAUCCCAGAGGCAGCGAGGCCCGUCAACCGGAUUCUGGUUGGCCCCGACGGCGAGGAUACUGAAUCGUGUAUGCUAUUUAUCCUUAGUGUAUUCUUGUUACAUAUAGUAAAUGUAUGUCAAAUUACUUGCGAACCAGGAUCUGCAGCAUUUCCUCUAUCCUUUUCUGUCUGGCAUCCAUCUCGUUCAGCCGCCUCAUGAUCGGCAUGUCCUUAUUUUCCUCGACGUCCUCGGCCGUCGGCAGAGAGCCGGUGGACGGCGUGCGAUGGUCGGGGCUAGCAGAAAGCGAGUGUUCGUCAGGGCUGGUAGAGAACGGGUCAUCCGAGAGCGGGAACAUCAUGCGGGGAGUUUCGGACGAGCGUCGAGCAUGGGCUUGCAGCUGAGCACGACCCGAGGCGUCGCGAACAUGCAUCGAAGAGAGUCUCCGGCGAUAAGCCGGUCCAUAGCUCACACCCGCUGGCGGCGGUGCGAGAGUAUUAGGAUAGGAAUGCGAUUGCGCUUGCGAUUGUGUGACAGGAGGACCCAGAGAAAUCGCCUCGUCUUCGGGAAUCCCGCCGUCAUCGAUCACGAGGGGCUGGAAGAUCUGAGCGAGCGGACUAGUGAACGAUUGUGCAGCCUCGGUCCCUCGAUGCAAGAGCGACGCAACACGAUUCCGCUGACCGGGAGGGGACACGCCAUUGGGAGGUGUCGUGGUGGGCGGUCGGUGAGGAGGUGAAGGCGGAGGUUUCGAUACGUGGUGAGCGGUGACUGGCACUUCACCUCGGGCAAGAGCACUUUCCAGUAGAUCAUCCUCGAUUUCAAAAACCUGUAAAUAGUCAGGAUAGCUCGAAUAGAC
This is a messenger RNA of Mycena citricolor, 4867 nucleotides long. NCBI's taxonomy places the organism in Eukaryota, Fungi, Basidiomycota, Agaricomycetes, Agaricales, Mycenaceae. The record is from the annotation of a GenBank genome assembly.